CUGGGAUGAACCAUUUGUGCAAUCUCCCUCAAAACCACGAACACAGGCAAUGCUUUGCUGCCUCUAGAAAACUUGAAACAGCAUUCUCUUGCAGAAAAACCUCCGUAAGUAGAGCAGCCUUUACAUCCUGUGGAAAACACAGCACUCAGCAGCUAUUAUGAUCCAUUACAGUCCUCGAAAUCCAUUACAAAGACAUAUGUUUAUGUGUUGUGUCUUAGUGUGUGCAUCAACACCUACAUACGCAUGAAAGUCUGUGGUUAUGUAAACAGAUAUAGUAACACUCGCCAUUGUAUUCCAUUAGGAACAAACCAAUGAGAUGUUUGUGAGAGAAAACAGAUGGUCAGUAACCAAGUAGCACUCUGUCUGAAUGAGUGAUGCUUUAUUUACUCGUAUGUCUCAACAUUAUUGACUUUAUGACUUUCUACUGUAGACUGGACAGACUAACAGUGACUUGACAUGGAUACAAAAUAAAAUAAACGUAAGUCACUUGCAUCUUUCCCGCACUAAAUAAGUCUUGUUGGUGCUUACUCUGUGGCUCUUGGUAAGUGGGCAGGGUUGUAUAUUAAUAUAGUUUUAUUGAAACACAAAUGUUUAUGCAGAAAUAAACACAGGAAGCUAAUAUGGUUAUGCUCUCACAGAUGCACUGUUACAUGGGAAAAGGAACUAAAGUUUUGAGCAGAGGGCAGAUAACAAAUAUACAUACCUCAUAUACAUUAAUCCCGAGGUUAAGACAAGGUUACUGUAAUCCAUGUCCAUAUGUGGACAUUCCUCACAGGCGGACAGUUGGAUCGGAGCCAAGGUUGUUCUGACUGUUUGUUUGAGCAAGUGUUAGUGUGAGACAAAGCAAUAGACAGAGUGACUGACAGUGUGAGAAGCAGAUUUCGAUGAUGAAAACGUUUGAAAUGUGUGGUCUCGGUGAGUCAGUCAGAGCAGUUGCCAGAUAUAAAAGGCUGAGAUGUCAUGUGCAUUUGAGAGCUGCACUUCAUACGUUAGUAGCGGUGUUAUCAGUGUUUGCUCUGGAUGAAGUUCAAAGCAGCGAGAUGGUGACAGAAAUGUGUCCACGGAAAACAAAGAAGUGAAGAUUAGGGACGGUGUUCUGGUUUCUGUAGACCCAGAUUUAAUUAAAACCUUUCUUUUCUGUCUUCUCUUCACUGGAUAGUCCAAUUUCUCUUUCUUCUCGUCUUCAUGUGAAGCCAGUGUGUCCACCUCUCUCUCUCUCUCUCUCUCUCUCUCUCUCUCUCUCUCUCUCUCUCUCUCUCUCUCUCUCUCUUUGAGGUGAUAAGUGAGUGGCUCAGGACCAAGUCUGGCAAACGUCCCAAUACCCAUUACAGUGUGUCACCACAGCCAUAGAAGAUGGUGCUGAUGCUGAAGUGAUGCCAUGGAUCACUACCCAUCUACCACACAGACAGAAAGCUGUUCAACAGACAUCACAGACAUUUCAGUAGCAAAUAAUAGUGCUGAUUCGCAGCUCUCAGGUGCAAUGUUUGUGAAGAGGCAAAUAUUGUUCAACCCACUUCUUGCAAGACUUUUUUGCUGAAUGUUGCUGUGAAUGGGAAUGCUGAUGUGGUUACGACACACAAGAGUUAAAAGCUAUGGUUGGUAGGGUUCAGGCCCAGCAAGAACAGCAAACUGUCAAGUUAUUCAGCAGCUAAGAGAGAGGAAAUACUGGUAGACAGAGGGCUCACACACAGAUCUUAAGUCACAUUUGACCAUGGACACAUUCAAACUUUAAUACAAGGGAGCACCCAAACAUUGUAAGUGUACAUACUCAAAAAUAUGAACCAAAGUCUUAUCUAGGUUUUAAAUACAAUAAUAUUUCACAUGAAGCUCAAGCGAUGAUGUUAUCACUUUGUCACCAGUGAAGCACCAGCAAUAAUGUUGUCAAGCGUGAUGCUUGGGGUCUUCCUGUCCUUCCUCAUCCUCCUGACUGUCGGCGGUAAUGUGCUGGUGUGCUUGGCUGUCUGCGCCUCGCGACGCCUCCGCUGCCUCACAAACUGCUUCAUCGUGUCGCUGGCUGUGACAGACUUGCUGCUCGGCCUCCUGGUCCUCCCUUUCUCAGCCCUCAUCCAGCUUAAUGAAGAAUGGCCACUUGGACCCGUCUUUUGCAACUUCUACAUCUCAAUGGAUGUCAUGCUGUGCACCGCCUCCAUCCUCACCCUUCUGGCCAUCAGCGUGGACCGCUACCUGGCUGUGACAAUGCCUCUGAGAUACACCUCGGUGGUGCUGCCAUGGAGAGUUGCUGUAGCCAUGGCCAGCGUCUGGACAGUGUCUGUGGCUGUGUCUUUCUUGCCCAUCCAAAUGGGUUGGAACACUGUUAAUGGGACAGUCCAGAACCAGGGGCCUUGGGCUCCAGAAAAGAGAUGUCGUUUUGAGCUCAACAGACCCUACGUACUGACAGACUCUCUCCUCACUUUCUACCUGCCUCUGAUAGCUAUGUGCUGGACUUACCUACGAAUACUUCGCAUAGCUCGGGCACAGGCCAAACGCAUCAUCAGUGCCCGACCCACUUGCAUCACCACCUACAACUGCAGGAACAAUCCUUCAACCAGCACCACUGUGGUUUCCAGUGUAACAGUGGUGGCAUUCCGGGAGCACAAAGCCACACUGACACUAGCAGCAGUGAUAGGGGCUUUUGUUGUGUGCUGGCUGCCGUAUUUCAUCCUGUUCACAGUGUUGGGCCUGAAGGAGCAUCCAGACCCUAGCACAGUGCCAGCAUUUCCCUUUGUGCUGUGGCUGGGUUACGCCAACUCAGCCUUCAACCCUAUACUCUAUGGAGCCCUUAACAGAGACUUCAGGUCAGCUUACAGCCGUCUACUAAGAUGUCGAUGCCCUACUUUCAGUGUGUGGAGGAGCCGACAACCGUCUCCCAUUGUAACAGGAGUGCCCUUUUCAGCCAGAGAUGAGCUCACGGAGGUGACGCUGCUGUGUGGUCACACUCCUCCCACCUGCAGGGCAGGUCAACCAGAUCAAGACUUCAUGCUUCAAGAAAUGAACAGCAUGACAGCCACGGCAACUGUCCAAAUUGCAAAUGGCACUGCUGCCAUGGAUGUCAAUGGCAACGAAAGGUCGUGCUGAGCCUGUGUCGGUGAGGUGGAUGUUGUGUUCACUGUACUGUGGUUGCAACCAAGAAGCAGAAAUCCAUCAGCCCAAGAAAACAGAGCAGCAGACAAAGACACAGAGAUUUACCGCCCCUCUAUUUGGAAGCCUUCAGUGCCACCGUAGAAGACCCCAUAACACACCAUCAAUCACCUCAUCUAUAAUCUAUAUCUAUAAUGGAAGAACAUCAGACCUCAGCAACUUCUCACAUCAUCAGCAUGAACUGCUCUAGCCAGCCUCAAUCCCAGGUCAGAACAAAUGAUGAGGCUUCUACGUGGAUGGAGCCAAAAGUCUAUUUGUCUGACGGCCAACCAUCAAACAGGGCAACAUGUGGUAAUGCUCUUGAGCUAACUGUUGACAGUUUUGAUGAACUGGAGGACUAAAUGAGACCAGCCGAUUAACUCGUUGGACAUCACUUUCAUGAAUUACACUUUUUAUGGUGACUCAAGAGUGCACCCCAGUGGAAACACAAAGGAUCACGACGUCAACCUGGACAAAUAAAAUGGAAAUGGAUGUUUCACAAAAAAGAGAGAUAGAGACUUUUAUUAAACUUAUCUAUUCAUGUGGACUGUGUUAUAAUGUGUGACAUUUGAAUGUGUGUAAUGCAACCUUACUGUAUGUAAUGUGUCUAUUUUAAAAUGCUGAAUUUGUCUUUGCAGUUGCUCAUUCAGUGGCACAAAGCUGGAAAAUGUGUGUAUUGUAUCAUAUUGUAAAAAAUAACAAAAGACUGAAAAGGGCAUGUGUUCCUCCAAAAAGAGAAAAUUACAACCAUACUGUUCCAAUAAAGAGCUGCUUAAAUAAAUAAUAUAAUAUAGACUACCAUUUCGGAGGCAAUACGGACGGGCUGUUGUUAAGUAUGGAUAGGGAUUAUCAUGUGGGAUGAUACAGGAAACACUGUGUGAGUGUAAAGGAAUACAUGUAGAAUGGAAACAAUUCAUCACAGCUGUCAGCACACAUCGCCUCAAACUAUUGCCACAUUAACACUUAACCUUCUCCAUACUCCAAGCGAUUUCCUUUGAGGACUGACACAGAAGGGUACGUAAUAUCUAUCUGCAUGCCAGGAACCAGACAAAAACAAGUGUUGGGGGGGAUUUACAACCCAUUCAACAUGGAAAUACUUUCGUGGUAUUUAUAACUAGGGUAGUCAUUCCUUAUAUUCAGCUCCACAGAUGUUUUUUUUUUCUUUUUACUUGUAUUGAUCCAGGGUGGUAAGGCUGAGGAUGAACCCUCCAUUAUCGGAACCAGGGGUGUGAUUCCGGAAAUCCGUCCUUUCUGACCUGAAAAUGAGGCUAUAGUCGGGUAUUGUUAAACAUAAUGGCCACUCACCGCUACGUUUUUUAUGCCUCUGAUUCAUGUCUUCAUGUCACUGUGCAAGUAGUCCAUUCAUUAGUCACGAUAGAACUUCAUUCAAAGCAGAGCUCCACCUAAGAUUAUCUGAUGUGUUCUAAGAAUUUUUGACACGUGGGUCAAACUAUUUCUUUUUUAACUGAAGCAGACAACGGGACAAAA
Molecule: messenger RNA, 4605 nt
Organism: Acanthopagrus latus (yellowfin seabream)
Lineage: Eukaryota; Metazoa; Chordata; Actinopteri; Spariformes; Sparidae
Gene: hrh2a
Product: histamine receptor H2a
Exons: 5
Coding region: 1876-3075 (399 amino acids)
Biological process (GO): adenylate cyclase-activating adrenergic receptor signaling pathway
Cellular component (GO): membrane
Molecular function (GO): G protein-coupled receptor activity
Source: RefSeq, a predicted model, not a curated record